AUGGAUGCCUCGAAAGCAUCAGCGGCCGCGGUUUCGCGGCCCACUAAUUUUACAAAGUCACAACCAGGGGACAAAGGAAGCUCAACCUCAUCCGCAUCCACUUCAUCCCGGGAUCCACAGAGGACCAAAUCCGACCAGACUGGCAAGCCAAAAGGCGGUGGAACAACGAGUUCAGCGAAGGGCGGCGGGGAUCGUCUUCCUGCCCACAGCGAGGAAGAUUUAUUGAAGGGUUUGACCCUUCAAGCCCUCUGGGGUGAAAAUGUGGAAUUCACUUCUUUGAUGAACGCUGCGCUCAAGAUAGCCAGACUGAGCCCGACUGCGCCUGACGUGGACUGGAAUGACUCGUACCACGCCUUCCUGCAACUCUUUGCAAUGUCGAAAGCCCGCCUGGCGCGCCAAAAGAGCAUUAUGCAGGCUCGCCAGCGUGAUCUCGAAGACAUCCUGGCGGACGAACGGUCAAUCCGGCAGUCCGUAGCCAAUUGUGAGCGGGCAAUUGCGGAAGCACAGAGGUGCUUGGCGAAAGCGAAACGUCACCGCCGAAACCGGGAGCAGUACGAGGCACUUGCUUUUGAUGUUUCGAAGAAAGCGACUGUGGCAGACUUGGAAGUGGCGCAGGCUGAGGAGCUCGAACGCAAGAGUCGUGCAGAAAAGAGGGCAAAACUUGUAGAGGACCAAAUUUCCACUCGACAACGCCAGACCCAAGUCGUCCUGAAGGCCGCCUCCGACCUCUUGCAAGCUUCGCAAGGCACGCCCGCUCCUGUAACAAAGCCAAAGAGCUGA
Molecule: messenger RNA, 780 nt
Organism: Besnoitia besnoiti
Lineage: Eukaryota; Apicomplexa; Conoidasida; Eucoccidiorida; Sarcocystidae
Exons: 4
Coding region: 1-780 (259 amino acids)
Biological process (GO): mRNA processing
Cellular component (GO): THO complex part of transcription export complex
Source: RefSeq, a predicted model, not a curated record